AUGGGAGCAGCAACUUCCAUCACUUCAGGCGGAUGGUUCUUCGCUGAAGCUGUGGAUGUUGUACUGGUGCUGAACGAUGCUCGCAACAUCGCUUUGCUGGAGCGAGAGGAGCUAAGUGCCUUAGUCCAUCUGAAUCCAGAUGACUCUGGGCGCUUCAUUCUCACCAGGGAGAGUCCUGCGAGUUUGUCACUGACGUCAACGAAGAUCGUUGUGAUUGAAUUCCAAGGCAUCAUUCAGGGGCAACAGGACAGCGCCCGGUGCCUUGGCGAGGUGAUUUUGCCUGUGCACCACAUCGCACGGCAGUGUGCUGGCAGCCUCUACCAAGUCUGGCUGCCACUCCAGCCGGCCUCGGCGUUGUUGCGAGAGGAUGACCACAUCGAUCACUUUGAGAAGGCACUGCUGAAAUCAGCUCGAGACCCUCGAAGACCGAUGGUUUGUCUCAGCCUCUAUGCUGGCAGCAUUCCGCAGGCCAGCAGGAACUACCUCUUCGACGCGUCGGAGAAGGAAAAGGCUGCACGAGUUUUGGGUUUGAUGCAGUCCUAUAGCCAGCAUGCACGAAUGCUGCAGGCCUUGUACAGAGAGGUGCGGAGCAGCCAGGCCUCUGCACAACUGGACACCUCCGGACUGGCCGACUCGUGGCCGUCUCGGCGUCCCGAGAUGGGCUCGCCGGUGGCUGAGUUCAGUCCAGAGGCAAGCAGAGAUGCUGACAAGGCAGACGCCUCGCCCACAGAUGUGAGGGCAGCGGUGAGAGAGGAGAUCAGGGAAACCCAAGCAGAGGCGGAUGAACGUCUCCGCAAGGCGGACAAGACGAUCCAAGCCUUAAGAGGAAUGAUCAACGACAAGCAGGUGGAGUUGAUCCAGAGGAGAAAGGAGGUCUCCCGCCUGAAACAUGAGGCGGAGUCACUGCAGCUCGAGAACGAGAAGCUCGAGGUGCAAUUGUCUCGGUCCUCUCUCCGUGGUGUCACAGCAGCCGACUCGGUCGAGGCGGCAAACCUUGAAAAAGAAGCAGAAGAAUUGAAGACUCAGAAAGAGGCCCCAUUUGGCCAAGCACUGGCGUGCCUUUAUUCGGCCACCUGUGUCUACUUGCAAUGGGCUGAUGCUGCAGAAGGUGAUGUGGCUACGACCAUCAGAGAGCCAUCUUCAGUAGCUUUGGAUGAUCCUUUGCACAGACUUCUGAAGAGGUCCAAACUGGCUGAAUCUCUGGAAGGUUUGAGCUGGGCGCCUGAAGUUUGGGUCGACCUGCUCACAGACUGUGUGGUCAUCUCACUGCUGAUUUGGCUGGUGCGCAUCAAUGACCUGCGAAGCUGGACCCACCUGGCGCUGGUCGCCACGGUCUUGGCGAUGUUGAAGGGCUUGCUGGCGUGGUGCACGGUGCUGCCGGAUGCGACCGGAUGGAUGGGAUGUCAGAGACGCUUAGGGCCUCAUGGCUUGAUGUACUUCCGUGAGCAGAACAGUGGAGCCCUGGGAUCCGUGAAUUCGAUUUUGGACAUCUUUCUCCUCACUGUGCAAAGCCUUUGGUUGCUGGGACGUGCAGCGCCACAGCAAUUGUGUGCUGAUACAGUCUUUUGCUGCUCCACCAGCACAACUGUACUGGUGUGCCUGGGUGCCUAUGAUGCCGUGGCCCAAAGCGUCGCAUCCGAGUUAAGACGCGAACGGCGUGCGGCGAUCCUGGCGCUCACCGGGUUCAUUCUGUGGGCCAUUCUGAUGGCCGACGUAACGUUGGCCGUCGGAAGCAAGCUGCACUACAGCCUUGACGUCUUCAUGGCCAUUCCGCUGACCUUUCUAAUCUAUGGAAAUCCUGCGAUCGCCGUUUGUGCGAGUGACUGGGCGGGGGACGCUGAAAACCAGCGACCAGUCUCCAUGGACGGCUUUCGACUGGAACCUGAUCUGGGCAACAUAUCCAUUGAGCCUUGCUGCCUCCCUUUUGGCGAUUUGGCAGGUCAAUACUUCCUGCAAAGACAGUCAUUGCAGUCCAGGUUCCUCUGGACUGAAGAGCAACAGCGUGCUCUUCGGCGGAAGAGGAUGGAGAUGAGUGGAAAGGUGGAGGCGAACAAGAGGCGAGCGCAGUCCCUGGCCGAGACCACGGCAUCGCUCCGCGCGUCCGAAGAGCGCUGCAAGGCACAGCGUGAGGAGGAGCUUCAACACCGGUUGCAAGAAGAGCAGGAACUGCAGGAGAAGCAGCUAUUUGAGCUGAAGGAAAGACUGGAUGAGACCAAGAAGGCCAUAGCUCUUCUCCAGCCUGAAUGA
Molecule: messenger RNA, 2247 nt
Organism: Durusdinium trenchii
Lineage: Eukaryota; Dinophyceae; Suessiales; Symbiodiniaceae
Source: the annotation of a GenBank genome assembly